Molecule: messenger RNA, 858 nt
Organism: Penicillium cinerascens
Lineage: Eukaryota; Fungi; Ascomycota; Eurotiomycetes; Eurotiales; Aspergillaceae
Product: lipoyl(octanoyl) transferase LIP2
Exons: 1
Coding region: 1-858 (285 amino acids)
Biological process (GO): protein lipoylation
Cellular component (GO): mitochondrion
Molecular function (GO): lipoyl(octanoyl) transferase activity
Source: RefSeq, a predicted model, not a curated record
AUGAGACUCGCACACCUCCACCUCCCGCACACAACACCCUUCACACGGGUCUCCGAGCUCCAGCAAGCCCUCACAACCCGCUUCCUCACAUACAAGAAACUCGCCUCACCAGGCUCAAUAUCCUCGCAAGACACAAGGGUCUCAGAAAGUAAAUCACUACUCCCGCCACCAGACCCGACAAUCAUCACUUUCACUCCGAACCCGGUCUACACGACUGGACGGCGCGACCUUCCCCCAUCAAAUACCUGCUCUCACUCCGCGAACCUUUCCCUACCACCAGCUCUCGAACCCAUCCGUUCUAUCCUAACACCUGGGCCCAAUGGUCCUAAGGCAGAGUACGCCCCGACACUGCGCGGCGGCCAAACGACGUACCACGGGCCCGGGCAAAUGGUCGCGUACACGAUCCUGGAUCUAAAGCGGCAUGGCUUGACACCACGGUGCCAUAUCCGUGUUCUGGAGAAUAGUGUUAUCGAUCUGCUGAAGAGUUACGGAGUGAACGGGUUUGUGACUGAAGAUCCGGGAGUCUGGGUGAAAGAUCCGACGCAGACGGCGAAGAAAAUCACCGCCGUUGGGGUGCAUUUGCGGAGGAAUAUUAGUAGUUUUGGAAUUGGGUUCAAUGUUACCAAUGAGCCUAUGUGGUUCUUCAAACAGAUUGUGGCGUGUGGUUUGGAAGGGAAGGAGGCGACUAGUCUUGAGGGUGUGGGUGUGCAGGGUGUUGAUGUUGAUGAGAUUGCUAGUGGGUUUGUUGAGCAGUUUGUCAAGCGGGUGAAUGAGGAUUUUGCGUGUAGGAACGGUGCAUCUGGGGAGAAGAUUGAAGAGGUGUAUCCUAUUCGAGAAGAGGAGAUCCAGGGAUUGUAA